This is a messenger RNA of Mizuhopecten yessoensis (Yesso scallop), 2363 nucleotides long. Its product is annotated as ubiquitin carboxyl-terminal hydrolase 28-like. The transcript is spliced from 8 exons. Bases 1488 to 1973 code for a protein of 161 amino acids. Lineage: Eukaryota; Metazoa; Mollusca; Bivalvia; Pectinida; Pectinidae. The record is from RefSeq and is a predicted model, not a curated record.
GAUUUCGCUGACAAAACGCUAUGGAGGGCGACAUCUUCACUCACCCGAAAAUGACAUUUCAGGUCACAGUGCACCGUCCUGAUAGCAGAAAACAUCCCCGUCCGGCGUGACAGCAGUACCUUCCAUAGUUGUACAAGAAAAUGCAGCCACUGACUUGAAGUCUGGGACAACCACUGCAGAUGCCAGGCCACGCUCUACUCCCGCUGAUCGGGAAACCACCACACAGGGGACACAGGAGGCCGGUACACAAGGGGCUACAGCAAGGAAAAGUGGUAAGUUGUUGGGACGAUCAGCUACUUGUUGGAAAUUUUGAUUUCAUGUUUAAAGGUAGCUGAUUUAUCUGAUAAAUAAGAAAAAGAAUUGCCCAGAAUGGCUACCAAAAUUUCAAGAAGACCGUAAAUUGCAGGUUCUGUAUAUAUAUAUAUAUGCACCACCUAGUGGGUGAUACAACUUAGAGUAGGCAGAUCCUUUGAUUUACAUAUAAAGAACUGCACAGCAGCGCAACAGUAAUAUUGACUGACUUUGAAGACAGGUGUCGCUGCUAUGUAAUAUUCAAAGGACAGGAAUCAGUGGAGUGAUUGGUGAUCAGGGUUUCUUUUACCUGAAACCAAUCAAAUUGCUAACUUGCCUUCAAUUUUGCCUUGACAUCUUUCAGAGAUGCAGAUAGCAUAAAUAAGUGAGCGUAACCCCUGGAGUAUCAAGGAUAGUAAAAAUGAGGAAUGGAACGAAGGAUUUGAUUUAAUUUUGUUGUAUUAAUACAAUAUUAACGGUGUGGUAUAAAAGGUUUCCAUCAACUUGUGACGGUUGUUUAUCAGGUUUAUCAAACUUGGCACAAUUAAUUUUUAAAUUUCUGAGUCAAAUUAUGAUCAGCCACGCACCACUAGUUGGAGAACCAACACCAGGUAAAUGAAAAGUAAGACAAUUUGAGUACACUACCAUUCUGAACUAUUUCUGGCCAGAUUGGUAACUUUAUAUAGACUUUAAUUGAUUAUCAUGUGAAAACCCAAUGAUUUAAAGGAGCUUUGUAUAGGAUGGCAGAAGUUAUCCACCAUGCUCUGAUUGACUACAGGAAAUGUUAUAGAUCUGACCAAUGAGAAUGCAUCAGGAAGUGACCUACACAAAGCGAUUGUUUCCAGUCUCCAAGACACCCAAGGAAUUCUGGGAGGACAGGUGUCGCGCGAGGAAUAGGAUAUCAGCAGGUGAUUGAGUCUGAACUGAAGCGAGUGGAACAAGUGGUUAGGAGCCUCCAUUCCAAGCUGCCAAUGGAAGAUCCGCGUUUACAGCACCCUGUGGUGUACCUCACAGCCUGUAGGGCUGAUAAGUACAAAGCUCUGAAGAACACAGCACUACGGAUAGUCAACAUGAGUGAUAAAUCAGAUUGAGGCCAGUCGCUGCUUUGGCACGAAAUAUAUGAUAAAUUCCGGAAGCUUGUGUACUGAUUUGUUGAAGGUGUUCGAUACUACAAUGAGGAAAACUAUGAGAAAGCCAUGUCAUACUUCCUACACAUAUAUGAACAUAAUCAGAAACUUCUGAGCGAGUUUGGUCCAGAGGGAGGACUUUCUAAGAAGCUUGUGUCGUACUACAGACGACACUGUAUGCUGAAACUAAACAAUAUGAUAGCGGCCCGUUUCCAGGACCAGGAUGAUGUGACAGACACGCUACACGUGAUGAACACACAGAUGUUGCCAUGCCUACAGCCAAUGACACACUUCUCCUCACAGGACGACAUGAGUGCCACGGAGGUGGUGAGGGAAAAGUGGUGUGCCUUCGUAGGGCAGGAGAUUAGCGCUCGCAAAAUUGAGAAGCUCCAAGAUUUCAUAUCAAAGUUGUUUGAUCCGCCGAGCGAGACACGUCCCUCUUCUCUACAGACUGUUCAGAUGCAGGAUUUACGGGACUUAUACAGACAGUAUGUAAAUGUGAUAGACAGCGCUGUCAACAGUGGAUCAGUGGAAAAGGCACUUAAAUGUCAGUAACGGUCAACAUCGGUCAGUACGGAGGAUCAACGGUCAAUGUUUGAUCGGCACAGAGGAUCAACGGUCAAUGUUUGGUCAGUACAGAGGAUCAAUGUUUAGUAGUUGGAACCAUUUAAAUGUCCUUGGAAAACCAUUGGAGUGUUGUCAGAGGCAAUAAACAGUUGGCUUGUUAUCAAUGUCAAUCCGUUGAAGUGUUUUCACUGAUGAAACUAUUGAAUCAUUGCCAGGUUCAGACGGUUAACUGUUGUCGCUGAUUUAACCAUUGAAUCAUUGCCAGGUUCAGACGGUUAACUGUUGUCACUGAUAAACCAUUGAAUCAUUGCCAGGUUCAGACGGUUAACUGUAUUUCAUAACAAAAAAAUAGAAGAUUUGUCCGUAUAUAAGAUUGAA